UUACUACACCAUCUCACUCACUCUUCUAAGUUCUAACUUGUUUUAUCACCAAUUUUCUUCAGUCUCUAGCAACCAUGACAAAAGAUGUGCCUGAGCAAGGUUCUUUCUCCGCUAAGGACUACCACGACCCACCGCCCGCCCCGUUUAUCGACCCAGCAGAGCUCACGAAAUGGUCGUUCUACCGCGCCUUGAUCGCGGAGUUUAUUGCCACUCUUUUGUUCCUUUAUAUUACCGUCUUGACCGUUAUCGGCUACAAGAGCACCACUGACCCUAAAUUGAACGCUGACCAGUGCGGUGGCGUUGGUAUCCUCGGCAUCGCCUGGGCCUUCGGUGGCAUGAUCUUUGUUCUUGUUUACUGCACCGCCGGUAUCUCUGGUGGUCACAUUAACCCAGCGGUGACAUUUGGUCUGUUCCUGGCCCGUAAAGUGUCAUUGAUCCGAGCCGUUAUGUACAUGGUGGCUCAGUGUUUAGGAGCCAUUUGUGGUGUGGGCUUGGUCAAGGCUUUCAACAAAAGCCUCUACAACAGGUACGGCGGAGGAGCCAACGAGCUGGCGGACGGCUACAACACCGGCACAGGACUGGGCGCUGAAAUCAUUGGAACUUUCGUCCUCGUUUACACCGUCUUCUCCGCCACUGACCCCAAGAGAAGUGCCCGAGACUCACAUGUUCCUGUUUUGGCGCCGCUUCCGAUAGGGUUUGCCGUGUUCAUGGUGCACCUUGCCACCAUUCCCAUCACUGGAACCGGUAUCAACCCGGCCAGGAGUCUUGGAGCCGCGGUCAUUUACAACAAGGAUAAGGCGUGGGACGAUCAGUGGAUCUUCUGGGUGGGUCCGUUCGUUGGAGCAGCUAUUGCAGCUUUCUACCACCAAUUUAUUCUGAGAGCAGGUGCAGUCAAAGCUCUUGGAUCAUUCAGAAGCAGCACUCAUGUUUGAGAUUUAUGAAUUUAUCAAUUGUUGUACCCCAAAAUUUGAAAAAAAAUGAAAUAAUAUUAUUAUUUAUGUUUAUUUAACAA
Helianthus annuus (common sunflower) is the source of this 1012-nucleotide messenger RNA. Its product is annotated as probable aquaporin PIP2-5. Bases 75 to 932 code for a protein of 285 amino acids. Gene Ontology annotation, molecular function: water channel activity. Gene Ontology annotation, cellular component: plasma membrane. Gene Ontology annotation, biological process: transmembrane transport. NCBI's taxonomy places the organism in Eukaryota, Viridiplantae, Streptophyta, Magnoliopsida, Asterales, Asteraceae. The record is from RefSeq and is a predicted model, not a curated record. The transcript is spliced from 4 exons.